CGUCCACAAUGACCGCAACGCCCGGGUCUCGACGCACUCAUCUACCAGGCAUCAACCCUUCCACAUCCUUCUUCCGUCCAUCACGUCCAUCCUUUUCGCGACCGUCGUCGUCGUCGUCGCAGCCCGAUGAGCAGCAGUACGACUCAGACGCUUUCCCACUUAAGCGGCUCCACCCACUUGACGAGGACGACCACCGGCCAUUCCGCCUGACGUCUAAGUCCUCUUCCGUCUCUUCGCCGAGCCCAAUUCCUUCUUCUUUCAAUCCGACGCCCCCCCCGCUCCCUCUCAACUCAAUUAUCGCUACAGACCCCAUAUCUCAUCGAACAAUUCGACGCUAUGCGCAACACCCUUCUCGCAAUCGGUUUUUCUUUCAUGGACGGCUUCUGACCAGCGGAGAUACGCCCUGGGCAUUCGCCGCCGCCUUGUGCAUAGUGUUUGGCAUAUCUGGAGCCUUCUUUAGCUCAACCGCUGUCUGGUGGUGGCAUAAUGAAGGUCCGGGAGGUAUUGUGUUAGUGGUGAUAACUGCCUACCUCUCCCUUGUGACGAUCGUCAGUAUGCUCGUAACAGCAUUUACUGACCCGGGCAUCUUGCCUAGAGGUCUGGAUGAAGAUCCACCGUAUCAUGAAGUGGAGAGUGGAGAUGGAUCGAGUGCACCCAUGCCGAGAAUCCUAAAGGUCCGAGCUGAUGUCGUACGCGUCAAAUAUUGCCCUACGUGCCGAACAUACCGUCCACCACGAUCUACUCAUUGCAAACUCUGCGACAAUUGUAUCGACGGCUGCGAUCAUCACUGUCAGUGGGUGAAUAACUGUGUCGGUCGCCGCAAUUAUACAUCUUUCUUCACUCUUCUUCUUGCCGCCGCCAUGACCCUCGUCGUUGUCAUAAUAUCUUCUGCUCUGCAUCUUUACUUCCUCACCCGGCGUAAUGACAUCGCUUUCCGGAAGGCCUUGAGCCACGGUCAAGGUACAGGAAGCGCGGUGGCCUUUUGUCUGAGCAUCGCGGUCAUUUGGCCUAUUGGCGCGCUCCUGACGUAUCAUAUGCGCCUACUCCUGCUCAAUAUUACGACGAUAGAACAGAUACGAAACCAGGCCCACAAGACGCUCGUCGCUGGACCUGCACCACCCAAUCCGUUCUCACAUGGCUCGUGGAGGAGAAAUAUUGUUGCUGUGUUAUGUAGACCCAGAGGAUAUUCCUGGCUUGAUCCCACGGGAGUAGUAAUGGAGGACAGGAGAGAGGUUAAUCCUGGAAUGCAUAUCGGGGUGGAUGUCGUCUAGCUCGCUCCUUGAUUAUACUGUUAACCCCUCUUGUAUUCGGGUUCUAGGGUUUAUACUUAUUCCAUGGUCAAUACUGACAAUCAUCAAUUGAGGUGACGCAUCAAUACAACACUUCUCGUUUUCCUUCAAGUUCUCUGUAGCGGAUGUAGGAAUACAGGGUGAUAACAUUAAGAAUAAGAUGGAUAUGUGCGUGCGUCAGUAGUCGUUAAAAGUCCGUAAAUGUGCCUGUAAUAAAAU
Molecule: messenger RNA, 1508 nt
Organism: Guyanagaster necrorhizus
Lineage: Eukaryota; Fungi; Basidiomycota; Agaricomycetes; Agaricales; Physalacriaceae
Product: zf-DHHC-domain-containing protein
Exons: 2
Coding region: 9-1271 (420 amino acids)
Biological process (GO): protein targeting to membrane; peptidyl-L-cysteine S-palmitoylation
Cellular component (GO): Golgi apparatus; endoplasmic reticulum
Molecular function (GO): protein-cysteine S-palmitoyltransferase activity
Source: RefSeq, a predicted model, not a curated record